AGGGGCCCUCGUACGGCCUUCUCAGUCGUACAAAGACAUCACCAAAUGGCGGAUGCAGAACCAGCCGGUGGUGCUCGCGGUGGUUUUCGUGGUGGAUUCGGUGGCCGUGGUCGCGGACGAGGCCGUGGUCGUGGCCGAGGAAGGGGUCGUGGAAGGGGUAAAGCCGAAGAUAAGGAGUGGGUGCCUGUAACUAAGCUUGGACGCUUGGUUAAGGAUAUGAAGAUCAAAACUUUAGAGCACAUUUAUCUCUUCUCUCUUCCAAUCAAGGAACACGAGAUCAUUGACUUCUUUCUUGGUGCUGCCCUGAAAGACGAGGUGCUAAAAAUCAUGCCUGUACAGAAACAGACAAGAGCAGGUCAGCGUACACGGUUUAAGGCUUUUGUUGCCAUUGGUGACAGCAAUGGACAUGUUGGUCUUGGUGUAAAGUGCUCAAAGGAGGUAGCAACAGCUAUUCGUGGUGCUAUUAUUCUUGCUAAGCUCUCAGUCAUUCCUGUUCGUCGUGGCUACUGGGGUAACAAGAUCGGUCAGCCUCAUACUGUACCUUGCAAGGUGACAGGCAAAUGUGGUUCAGUACGUGUGCGUCUUAUUCCUGCACCAAGAGGAACUGGCAUUGUUUCUGCUCCAGUCCCUAAGAAACUGCUUCAGAUGGCCGGUAUUGAGGAUUGUUAUACCUCUGCACGAGGACAGACUGCUACUUUGGGCAAUUUUG
This is a messenger RNA of Stylophora pistillata, 709 nucleotides long. RefSeq names its product small ribosomal subunit protein uS5. Gene Ontology annotation, biological process: translation. The record is from RefSeq and is a predicted model, not a curated record. Gene Ontology annotation, molecular function: RNA binding; structural constituent of ribosome. Lineage: Eukaryota; Metazoa; Cnidaria; Anthozoa; Scleractinia; Pocilloporidae. Gene Ontology annotation, cellular component: cytosolic small ribosomal subunit; ribosome.